UGCUUUUCGUUUGGUUGGGGCUUACGCUAUUUGGGAUUCGAACCCGCGCUCAUUGGUGAAAACCUCAGCCUUUCCUACACUUACUUCGCCACCACUACCACUAGGGUUUCACUUCCCUGCAACUUAAACUCUGCGGUAUUCGCCGGUGAAAACUCAAAUUCAAAUUAUCUCUGUCGAUGUAACUUCUACUCUGCGGAUUUCACUGAAUGAGAGAAGGAUGUCUUCGCGUUUCCAGAUUGCGGCACUGGUUGGAGCUCCAUUCUAUCCGAAUUCUGUUGUCUGGUCCGAAGAGAAUUUGGUGGCUAUCGCCUCCGGUCAUAUCGUUACCAUACUGAAUCCAGCUAUAGUAGAUGGGCCUCGAGGUGUGAUUACUGCGUCCCAUGGUCCCCCAUUUGAUGUCGGAACUGUGGAAAGGAAUGAUUUAUUCACUUCAUGCCUGAUGCAUGCAUGCCUAUCCCGUGAUGUGCGUCCAUGUGUACGAUCCAUAUCAUGGUCUCCUCAAGGAAUGGCUCCUAAUUCAGGAUGCUUGCUUGCUGUCUGCACAACAGAUGGUCGUGUAAAGCUUUAUCAUGCGCCUUAUUAUGAUUUUCGUGCUGAGUGGAUUGAGGUGAAAGACCUAUCAGACCUGUUGUUUGGUUAUUGUGCAAGUAGCAACUUUGGUGAACUUAACAUGGAAUCCGCUAAACGCUCUCUUGAGCCAACAAAUGUUAACUUUGUCACAGUGGAUGGUCACACCAAAGUAAACUCUGAGCAUCCUAUUAAAUUUUUAAAGUGCUCAAGAGUUGUGAAGCACAAUUUAUCUCAUGCUGAUGUAAAAGUAAUGACUGUCUCCACUGAAAUGAUCUUCGUUUCAGCCAUCUUUGAAGUAGGAACAUCUGUUGAGGUUCUGAAACAAAAUGGUGUUCAACGCAUUUGGGUUGGUGGCAGAAUAGAGCGUAUAGAGAAUGGAAAUGCACUAGUACGAUUUGCAGGAACUACUUCUGAUGAGCCAGAAGAUGAAUUGGUUACCUUGAACCCGGAAUCUGAUGCUAUUAAAGAGCUGAGGAUUCCAGACUGCAUCCCAACUGGUAGGAGUCCUUUUUUGAAGAGUAUACGCCCUUUGAUUGGUUUGGGUCAUUUACCACGAGAGAUUUUUGUGGCUGAACAUGAACAAGGAAUAUCUGAGGUUCUAAGAAUUGGAGAGCCUAUUGAAGCAUGGAUAAGUAAUAGGUGGGUAGAAGGCGUAUUUAUUGGUUACAGUGAUAAAGGUCUUAUGAUGAAUUUCGACGGUGAUUCUGGAACUAUAGCAUUAAUCCCUGAGAAUGUUCGUCUGGCUCCAAUCUGGAGGAUUGAUAAAAACUCGUGGCAGGUUACAGUAGUAAGGAUUGGUCUUGAGGAACAGGCCACAUCUACUGCUAUCAAUCUGAAUCCUGUUAGUUUUUUGAAUAGCCAAGUGCAAAAUCUUCCAUUGACCUCAGAAGAAGAGUCACUCAAGAGAGGAGGAAGUAAUUCGUUAAUAACAGCUGAACAGUAUGCUUCUCGCAUGGCUUUGUUGUCAUCAUUAAUUGUUGCCUGGUCACCAUUAAUACGAUCAUCAACUGAAAGUGACCCUGAUCUUCAUAAGAGCUCUUCAAGUAACUGUACUGUACUGGCCGUUGGGGGAAAGUCCGGCAAAGUAUGCUUCUGGAGAACUGCUGAGCCACGAGCAUACGCCAUUGAGAAUUCAAAGAUUUCUUUGGAUGUGAUGUUCAUUGGACUUCUCGAGGCUCAUAAUUCGUGGAUCACUGCAAUCAGCUGGGGGAUCUGUAUGGUAGACUCAAAUCCUAUGCUUCUAUUGGCUACGGGGAGUUCUGAUGGGAGUGUUAAGGUAUGGUCAGGGGAUGCUCUCUGUGUGUCCAAACACUCAAAAUUGAAUGAACCUUCCUUUACCCUUUGGAAAGAGAUAAUAAAAGUUGAUUCAAUUCCUGUCUCGGCCAUCUCAUUGGGUGUACCUUCAAAAUCUCGCAACAAGUUUCUUUUAGCAGUUGGGAAAGGCUCUGGAUUAUUAGAAGUUUAUGAAUGUCUUCUUUCUAGCACUAAGUUCCAUAUUGCAGGACAUGUGGAUGCACACGAUCAAGUGGUUACAGGUGUUACUUGGGCUUUUGACUGCUCUUUUUUGUAUAGCUGCAGCCAGGAUAAUUCUGUGCGUUGCUGGAUCCUGCAUGGCAGCUCUCUUGAUCCUUUGCCUUUUCCUCUAAGCUCUCCAAGCCUUGCAUUUGAUAACCACAAAAAUUCCGCCGAUAUUCCUCUGCAUGUAUUUGACUCGUGCUUUGGCUUUGCACUAUCCCCAGGAAACUUGGUCCUUGCUACAGUUAGGAGCGUGGACACAGAACUCGUAGAUCCCAUGUACCAAUCUAGGUCUCUAAAAGCAGUUGUGGAGUUCUUUUGGAUUGGUGGGCAACAGAUGGAAGUAUCAACAGAGCUGUCACUGUAUGUAGAAGAUAAAGACCUUGAUGAUUUCUCUGAGAUGGAUUUGCGUUGCUGGAAUUCCAACAUUUUGUGGUCACUACAGCAGUUAGACUGCAUAGAGAAACCGCUAAUUGUUUGGGAUGUCAUAGAGGCAUUAAUGGCUUUCAAAAAACUAGAGCCAAGAUUUGUGGAAGAGUUACUCUUUAAAUGGAUCUCGAAAUGUUCUGGCAGUACCCAGGAGAUCCUCUCUCUUGAAAUGAUUUUGUCAUCUGAGCCUAAUAUCUUGUCAAAACUUAGUACCCGUAAAAUGCAUCUGCUAAAUAUCAUAUGCCGGCGCUUGAUAGUGCCAAAGGUUGAGGCUGCAACUCUUAACAAUGGUGUAUAUGGUUUGGUUGGAGUAAAUGGUGAGGAACAUGAGCAACUGGAUUUAUGGGUAAAGUUACUGAACAUCUGUGAAUCACGAUUGCGAGACUGGCUUGUUGGUUUAACAUUUUCAGCAGUUAUAUAUUGUGCAUCUUGUACAACCCAAGUACUUUCUAAUGAUGGAUCAUGUUGGAUUCCGGCUGGGGUUGCACAGAUGGAAAAGUGGCUCGCGUUAAACAAUCAGCAAGUUUCCCAUGAACUUAAAGUUCUUGAAGCAGAACUUGGAAGGCUCAGGAAGCUGUUGCCCUUAAUCUGCGAUUACGUAGAGGAAGAAAAAUGUGCAUACUGCUCCGCGCCUGUCCCAUUUGAAUCUGCAGAAGUCGCUUCCUGCAAAGCCUCAGAUUGCGAUCGCAGAAGUAAAGGAGGCCAUAAGCUACCUCGAUGUGCCAUAUCCAUGCAAGUUUGCCCUGCUAUCCCACUGUGGCAUUGCAUUUGCUGCAAAAGGUGGGCUUCCAAACAUGCCCCCUCUAUCUUCUUUACUGUGCCACCAGUUCUUAAGGAUGUAAAUUUGCUCUCGAAAUCAGUACUCUUACAAGCACUCCCAAAGCCAUUGUGUCCUUUUUGUGGGAUCUUGAUGCAGAGGUUACUGCCUGAGUUUCUUCUCUCUGCAUCUCCAGUAUAGAGGUGAAAUGUAGGCUAAUUAUAUGGGCUUGGCUAUGUUAUAUUUAAGAUGCAAUAGUCUGUUUCCUAAUCAUGUUCCUUAAUCUCCUCUGAUUUCACAAAGCACUCCUUAUUCAGUUUCUUGAAUAGGCCUGGGCCACCAAUAAAAGGUUCAGGAUGGGUCAAAUAUCACUUGCCUAGUCCUGGAUUGGCCCAGUGUACCAUGAAUAGUCGGCACAUCCAUGGUCCUCUCUGAAGUGGACCGUGGAGUGAACCAUAAUUCCAAUUAGUGUUUGAAAACCUAGAUCAGUGGAGCGGAUCAUAUACCCAUGGACCCGUUUGGGUCACUGGAUAAAAU
Amborella trichopoda is the source of this 3808-nucleotide messenger RNA. Its product is annotated as Transducin/WD40 repeat-like superfamily protein. NCBI's taxonomy places the organism in Eukaryota, Viridiplantae, Streptophyta, Magnoliopsida, Amborellales, Amborellaceae. Gene Ontology annotation, molecular function: protein binding; histone acetyltransferase activity. The record is from RefSeq and is a predicted model, not a curated record. Gene Ontology annotation, cellular component: transcription factor TFIIIC complex. Gene Ontology annotation, biological process: transcription initiation at RNA polymerase III promoter.